AUGAUUCAACAGUGCCUAGUGACUACCCAGAGUAUGAAGAAGAGUUAUGUUGAUAGGCGUGUUCGUGAGGUGUCAUUUCCUAUUGGUGAGCGAGUGUUGCUUAAGGUGUCGCCCACUAAGGAUGUGAUGAGAUUUGGGAUGAAAAGAAAGCACAUUUCGAGGUUUAUUGUCAUUUUUGAGGUGUUAGAAAAGUAUGGAGAGGUGGAUUAUAAGUUGACCUUAUCCAUAAACCUUUUAGUUGUUCCUCUUGUGUUUCAUGUAUCGAUGCUUAAGCGGUACCAUCACGAUGACUCUCAUGUGAUUCAAUGGGACUCAAUUUCUUUUGAUCAGGAUUUGUCUUUUGAGGAGGAGCCUAUUGCUAUCUUGGAUAGAUAG
Solanum dulcamara is the source of this 375-nucleotide messenger RNA. RefSeq lists its product as uncharacterized. The record is from RefSeq and is a predicted model, not a curated record. Bases 1 to 375 code for a protein of 124 amino acids. Lineage: Eukaryota; Viridiplantae; Streptophyta; Magnoliopsida; Solanales; Solanaceae. The transcript has a single exon.